AGCCCCAGUUCUGAGAUGAUUUCUCACCAUGUAAGGAAGCUCCAGGGCUAACAAAGGCUCUUGUUACUUUAUUAUCGUCUCACUCCUGUGUUCUUCGGGAAUGCCACUGUGCUUAUGUGUCUGGUCUCUGGGAGCUGUGGUGGAUGGACACUGAUGACAGGUAUGGUCUUAAGAAACUCCUAACCUGGAAAGGUAUGAGCUUCAGAGCCAUGGGACUGAGACUUGCUCUCCUUGUAAUAGCAGCCUUCCUGUUCUGUGGUGCUGCCUCCCUGAAGAUUCAAGCUUAUUUCAAUGAGACUGCAGAACUGCCAUGCCCGUUUGUAAAUUCAAAAAACCUAAGCCUAGAUGAUCUGGUAGUAUUUUGGCAGGACCAGGAAAAUUUGGUUCUGUAUGAGAAAUAUGCAGGGAAAGACAAAUCUGAAAAUGUAAAUGCCAACUAUAUCGGACGGACAAGCUUUGAUCAGGACAAAUGGAUCCUACGACUUCAUGGAAUUCAGAUCAAGGACAAGGGUGUGUACCAAUGUUUUGUUCAUCAGAGGAAGACACCCGGAGGAAUGGUUCAUGUCUACAAGAACAGUUGUGAGCUGUCAGUAAUUGCUAACUUCAGCAAACCUGAAAUAAAGCAGAAUUCAAAUAUAACGAGAUACUCUCCCAUAAAUGUGACCUGCUCAUCUAAUCAAGGCUAUCCAAAACCUCUGAAGAUGUUUUUCCAGCUAGUAACUGAGAAUUCAACUAGCAGCCAUGUUGGUAACAUGCUGGUAUCUCAAGAUAAUGUCACAGAACUGUACAACCUUUCCCUCAGCUUGUCUGUCCCCUUUCCUGAUGGUGCAGUCAACGUGACCAUCUCUUGUAUCCUGCAAACAGAGUCAAGGAACCUUUCCUCAUUACCUUUAUAUAUAAUAGAUUCCAUGAACACAUGUGACUACACUGAAAACAAACUUAUAAUCUCUUUUAUGGACAUUUAG
Messenger RNA from Perognathus longimembris pacificus (Pacific pocket mouse), 965 nucleotides. It is a transcript of the gene Cd86, whose product is annotated as CD86 molecule. The coding region runs from base 144 to 965 and encodes 273 amino acids. The record is from RefSeq and is a predicted model, not a curated record. Gene Ontology annotation, cellular component: external side of plasma membrane. Lineage: Eukaryota; Metazoa; Chordata; Mammalia; Rodentia; Heteromyidae. Gene Ontology annotation, biological process: immune response; cell surface receptor signaling pathway; T cell costimulation. The transcript has 5 exons.